Messenger RNA from Ciona intestinalis (vase tunicate), 4919 nucleotides. The record is from RefSeq and is a predicted model, not a curated record. NCBI's taxonomy places the organism in Eukaryota, Metazoa, Chordata, Ascidiacea, Phlebobranchia, Cionidae.
AGGGUAGAGUAUAUAACUGUAUAAGUAUUAUACUGGUAUAACAGUGCAGAAUAUCUGUAUACAUUUUAUAAGCAUCAUUGGAUUUUAAUGAAUUUUAUUUAAAAUGGAUGACGAGGAGUUGUUGCUGCAAGAUUCUGACGCUGACGAGCAUCAUCCAUACAAUGAGGGGGCACCGAAGUCUCCAAAUUUAAUCAAUUUAUCCUCAAUUGACCAAUUGACUCCAAUUACAAGGAUCCUGCAAGCAAGACAGAAAGACACGAUAUACACAAACGAAUCACCAGCAAUUUCUCCCAACCCAAGUCCCGCUGCAAACUUAAGGGUUCAGUUCAAAGUUCGGGAGUUGGAGCAAAAGGUGACCUCCCUUCGAAGCGAUAAUGAAGUUUUACAACAAGAAGUUCAGGGCAAGGAAGUUUUGGAAUCAAACUAUUCAACCUUGCAACAAACUAAUAAACAACUGGAACAACGUGUUGUAAAGUUAAAGGAAGAUUUGAACGAACAACGAACGUUAAACGAUGAGUUGUGUAACAUACGACCAGAAAGAGAUGAACUGCAGCAAAAAUGCAACAAUUUGCAAGAUCGUUUGAAAGAAAGCGAGGAUCGCAAAGAAGAAUGUUUGAUGAUGUCACGACAACUUAAGGAUAUUACGUCACAGCUUGAUCAAAUAGAGAAAGAGAACACCCGACUUACCAAAGAGAGGUCCAACCUCAUGGCCGGUUACACAGAGUUGAAUGAACUGAGGAACAAUUUGGAAGAAUGCCAGAACACAAACAAUGUGCAGGAAGCCCAAAUAAAAUGUCUUGAAGCUGAAAAGUUGAGGAUCAAGGAAAGUUACGCCUUUACUAAGGAAUUACUGGAUUCAUACAAACUAGAAGCACAAAAUAAAGCAAACGAUACACCUGAUUGGAGCCAGGGAGAACACAUGUCUGUGGUCACACAGUUCGAGGUGCAAGAGCUUAAUGGGAAGAUCAGUUUGCUGCAGGAGACAUGGACUUCUCCGGAGGAGACGGGGAAGAUUAAGAGUAAUAUGGAAGAUCUAAAGUCGUCUUUAACUUUGCUCCAGGAAGAGAUGGAUCAAGUGAGGACAGAGAUGAAGAAGAAAGAUGUUGAUCUUAAGAGCACAAGGAUGGUGUUGGAGGAUGUUCAAGAGAGGUUGGCAACCUCUGUUUUGGAGGAAAGAUCGCUGAGUUCGGAUCUCGAGAAGGCGAAGGUUGAUUAUCAUAGUUUGAAGAUCGUCCUUGAAGGUGAGAGAAGUCAGUUGUUUGAAGUGAGAUCGAUACUUCGUAAUGCCGAAUCAGAGAACAGGAAACUGAAUGAAGAUUUGGAAACCAAAAGCAAACAAAUAGAUGACGCUAGCACUAAAGUGUUAGAACUUGAAUAUCAAUUGGAAAAUAAAACUAAAGAGUUUCAAAUUAUGGAGGGACAAUUAGAGUCUGCUAGGCACGAACUUGAAGCAACCAAGACAAAAUUUAACUCUGCUAAACAAGGUUUACAGGAUUCCUUAAAAGAUUUAAAAUCUAAUUAUAACACCAAGUGUGGUGAGCUUGAUGCUGCUUUGGUGAAGGUUGCUGAUAUGGAAGAAGUCGCAUCUAAGUUGGAAGACGCUCAACACAGGUUGGUGGAGAUGGGGGAACAAGUUGAAGAGUUGCGAGCAAGUGAAAGCAAUCUUAAAGCGGAGUUAUCGACCAUGGAACACAGUGUUGCUGAAUGUGAUCAACUUAAAGAAAAUCUUGCACGGGUUGAAAAUGAUUUAUUGGUGAACACUGAUGAAGCGGGCAAUGAAAUAUACAAGUUGCAGCGCGAUUAUGAUGUGGUUGUUGAUGAGUUAGAAGUAUUGGAAGUAAAGCUUGAGGAGGAAGGCGUGAAAUUAGCUGAAUCUGGUAAAGAAUGUAAAGCUUUGAAGGAGGAAUUAUGUUCGGUAAAGGAGAAAGUUGGUUGUUUGGAGUCCGAGGUGUUGAGUGUUAGGGCAGAAGCCGAGAUGAUGCGAGGACAAAGGAACGGGUUCGAGGUGGAUGUAAAGAAUCUUCAGGAGGAGCUUGUGUCUGCGAAAGAAGAGUUGGAGAGAUUGCUUGAGGUUGGGAGGAGUCGGGAUGAAGUUCUGGAGGAGUUGAAGUCCAAGUUGGAAGAUGUGGUGAAGGAAAGGGAUGCUGGGAAGGUUGAGUGUGAUGGGUUGAAGUCUGAGGUGGAAGAUCUGAGGAUUAAGUUGGAAGAUAAGAUGUCUCAGCUUGAAAGUAAAUUAGAGGUGAUUGAAUUAAAUGAGAGAAUUGCUGGACUUGAGCAAGUGGGGAUUGAACUGGAGAGUGUUAGAGGAGAGUUAAACACAACUAGGAAAGAUUUAGAUAAAGCCACUAAUGAUUGUGCAAUCUUGGAGGAACAAAAUCUUGCUGUAACUGCUAGGGUUGAUGCGUUGGAGGAAAAGUUGGCAUCUCAAUCAUGUGAACAUGAUGUCAUUGUUGGAACACUCAAUGCUGAAUUAGAGGAACAGAAAUUGAUUGUUAGAAAUGUAGAGAAGGCCUUGGCUGAUGCGAAGAUUGCAAAAGAAAAGUUGGAAUGUGAUCUUCAGUCUGCUAAGAAUGCUAUUAAUUCACUUGAAGAUGCUAAGUUGAAGUCAGAGAUUGAGCUGUCUAAGACGUCCGAGGAAAAGUCGUCUGCUGAGGAGAGCCAGUUGGUGGAAGCAGAGAGCCAAGCUGCUAAACUUAAGUCGGAAAAUAUUGCCCUUAAGAGGGAGCUAGAGACAAUGAAAACACGAACAGAGAUGUUAGAGACGAGUUACUCAGCAAAGAUAAAUUCAAUUGGUGAAAAAGCAGAUUUACAUAAAAAGAUAUUAAUGGAUGAAUUGGAGGAAAAAACACUGGAGGUAGAAACACAAACUGCUGAAGCUGAGAGAGCUUGGAAGAUGAUAUCGCAUCGUGAAGUUGAAAUACGAAAGUUAAGUGAGAGGGUGAAGUCCGUGGAGGGCGACAACAAUGAGUUGAAGUCGCUUGUUGAAGCAUCAGGGGUUGAGAAGGAAGAGAUGGAGAGGAAGUUGUUGGGUUUGGUGCGAGAUCAUGAGAGUUCUAGGUUUGAUCUGAAGACGGAGAAGAUGAGAUCCAAGUCAUUGGAGCAAAAGUUGAUGCAAAGUAACCUGAGUAACUUGGAGACAAGCGAAAAAAUGAAUGUCUUGGAAUUAAGGUUGAAGAAACUUCACCAGGAGCACCAAUCUUGUAAAGCGACCAUCAACCAACUCCAAUCAGUGAAGGGUUCAACGACUCAACAACGGAUGGAGUCAAGAUUGGUUGAACUUGAAAGGAAGAUGAGAAAAGAUGAGUUUGGUGGCCGAGUUCGUGGAAACUCAGAUUGUUUUGAUAAUAACGGGAACUCAAGGCUUGGUUCUCCUGAUAGAAUGCAUCAAACGUCUUUUGACUUGAACACGCCGACCAAUGUAACUCAUGGUGGGGAAUAUGAUCCAUCAACAAUGCACACGCCAAGCAAGAUCUACCGAGCAGUAAGCGAGGAUAAUAUCGCCACGCCAACCAACAACGAGUUACGCUUCAUUGAUCACAAGAAAUCAGUCAGCCAUGAAUUCCUGAACGAUUCACUGGAGAAACCUUCAAGUUCACGGAGAGAAACAUAUUCGCACAACCCAACUUAUAAUUUAAACUCCACUCUUGAUGUUCCACAAGCAAGUUUCAGCAGGAGCUGUAUUAGUGUUGAAAGCUCCUUCAUGGAUCCCAGGUCUCCAAGUAAACAUCAUGCUUAUAGCACUGGCGAUUUAACCCAAGAAUGUCCAUUAACAUCAACGAAAGUUUACGAUCAAAGUCGUAAUUCUUCACAUUACAGCAUCUUGCAUUCAUGGGAUUUCCGGCAUGAUGAUAAUUCAAGUCCCCGGAAUCUGUUUGAGACGGUUCAAUUCAACCAAUCAGUCAUGCGCAACAGUUUAUCAACCCAAGAAGAACCAGACGAGCUUUACACGAAGUCCAUUCACGAUAGAACACGGGAGUUGCAGAAACGAAACGCAAAACAACGACCUCACCUCAAGUCCUCGUAUCCUAUUGAAACACAGGGUAAAACGCCGAGUAAAUGUGACGAAGCAGUUCGUCUCGGACGUGGCGAGCAAACACCGACUCAGCAGAAAAGCUUAGAAACAUUACACUCGCUGCCUGGUUUCCGUCGGGAUAGUAUCGCAUUUGGGGAAACACCCAUGGAGGGGAUGAAAAGGAAGGCGCUUGUUCCCAUGGAAACAACCUCGCCUAAGAAUCGAAGGGAAACGAUGACGUUACGAUCUUCGUCACGACGACAAACAGUGUUCGGGGGAAACAUGACGCAAACCAAGAAGGAGAGUCGUACCAACCCGAUCAGGAAACCGGUUUUAAUCGAGAUCAAGAACACACCUGUACAAAGCACACGCCGUAGACGACCUAAACCGAACAUGGCACAAGACAAAAGUGUUGCUAGGCGUGAGGGCGAUCGAACACCAAGUUUGAUGGACCGGAUUCGGAAACCGCUCAACAGAUUAAAGAAAUAAAUAUUCUUAAAACUUCUAAUUGUGAUCUAACACUUGCUAAUAUUCAUUACCAACACACGAUUGUAGAUCGUUGAUUUUCAUUAACACGUAAACAAUACAAUGAAAAAUAUAGAUAAACAUGAAGAAAUAAGUUAAAAGAAAUUUCUUUUUGUUCUGUAAUCUUGGCUUGGCAAAUAAGUGCGAGCGAAAAGUUAUGGCUCUUCUAUACCCUCGUGUGGUGAUCGUCGGAAACAUGAAAAGAAGGAACUUUGACCACCAGGGUGCGCCAUAAGCAUAGGGACCUGAUUCUUGUGCGUGAUGUGAAUCUGAAAGUUAAAUGAUGGUUUUAGUUUUAAUGUUAUGCGAGGUGUCUUAUUCAUUCCUUUGUAUUCUUGCUGUACUACAUAUGUGGCUUCAAUAAAAUCUAAGUAAUUUUGCA